CAAAUUUGAAGUUAAUAUUAAACAAAAGAUUUGUGAAUGGUAAUCUUAACCAUCGGUCGCCAAUCAGCAUUAAGUGCUAAAAAAUUUAUCAAAAAAAAAAAAACAAUUAAUAAAAGGCUACAACAAUAAUUUUUUCAUAUAAAGUCAAAACAAAAUGGCCACUAAUAGAAAUAAUUGUGAGACAAGCAACAAUACUGCUGCUUUAUUAAUAAAUGAAUCCAAAGAUGAAGUCGAUUUUGUAUUGACCAAGUGCAACAAUAUUUACAAUAACAACAAUAUUGAUAAUAAUACUAAUUAUAACGCCAAUAAAGUAAGUACCAACAAAAAAGCAGACAAUAGAGUUUUGUUAAAUAGCGAAAAUGUGCCAAAAUCUGCCAAAAAUUCCACACAUAACAUACAAAAUUAUGUGCCAAAUACGCAAACAACAACAACAAUAAACAAUUCAACAAAAAAUAACAACAAUAAAACGAAAAGUGGUGAAAAUACGGAACUAAAGAAACAAACAACAAAAGAACGUUUGUCAUUAUUUUCAUUUAGUAGUAAAAAGAGUAAUCAAAAGGCUACUGCCUUUACUACUGCAACUGUAAGACCAACACCAACAGAAAAGGAAAAUGGUACACAAAACGCAUCCAUAAGUUGCACUCAAACAACACCAACAACUAAUGUGUACAGUGAACCGCCUGUACCAAUUGGCACACCACCGCGACAACACAAAUUUGUCAAAAGCUCUUCAAUUGCGCGUUUACUUGGCAACACUUACAAUGCCAAAAAAGUUGAAAAAGUUGAAAAAGAGGAGCAAAAACGACAAAACCGUGGCGAUGGUGCCAAAUUCAACACGUUUGGUGGACGGCGACGUAGCAACGGUGCCUACCUGGAGCGUUUCAAGAAAUACGCUAAGGAAGACGGUGAUGUGGUCGCAAAUGGUGUCAUAACAUUGACAACAGACUCUCGUGAUCUGUUUGGCGGUAGUCGCAAUGAAUUAGUAAGCGUAACGCAUGUGCAGGAGGAUCGCAAUGAAGAUUUGGGUGCCAAAGCCUUUCGUACCAUUUCACGUGGUUUGGGUAAAUUGUGGUUUAAACGCACACAUAGCGUAGAGAUCAGUUCACCAGAUCCAGAGUUUAAGGUGUCUUAUUUAGGCAACGUGCUUACUGGUUGGGCCAAAGGUGAAGGUUGUGUUGAGAAACAACUGAAUACACUUUGGCGAAACUAUACUCAAAACAAUAAACCAGAUGUUAUUAUGCGUAUUAAAGUUUGUGCUUCCGGCUUAAAAGCAACCACUAGACAACAUGGACUGACAGAAUAUUGGGCGAAUCGGAUUACACAUUGCUGUGCACCAAAAAAUUAUCCACGUGUAUUUUGUUGGGUAUAUCGGCACGAAGGACGCAAACUCAAGCAUGAAUUACGUUGUCAUGCAGUGCUAUGCAGCAAGGAGAAAGUUGUGCAAGAAUUAUGCAAUACUCUAAAGGAAAACUUAGAGAGCGCUCUACGUGAAUUUAAACGUGAAAAAAUUCUUAAGCAGAAUGCUCGUCUCAGUCUUGCUAAUGCAGCUUAUGAUAAUCCAAGUUUGCCGCGCCGCAAAAUACUUUUAAGUGUCGGUGGUAACAAUUAUCGGCCACCAUUGGAACGUUCCAAAUCUGCACCAAAGUUGAUGGCGAUUGAAGAAGCUAUUGGUGAGGAAGAUGGCGAUGAGAUUGAAGAGACAAAUGAACCGGAAAUGAAAUCAUGUUGUCAGAAGGAUUCGCUUUACCCAGCCAUGACAUUAGGGCGCCGUCGCUGUCGACGUGGACACUCUAUUAGACGCACAGGUAAAGUAAGAUCGACAUAUAAUGACUUGGUGGAACAUGAACAUGGCAGCGGCUGCUGUAAAAAUACCAAAGAAAUCAACACAUCAACUAUCACAAAUGCUAAUGCUAAUGCUACAAGUACAACAAGUACAACAGUAAAUGAACAACGUCAUAGUUAUGGUUCAGAUGAGUCUGAUGAAUUUGACAAAUUGUUAAAAUACAAUAAUUAUGAUAGCAAUGCUUCUCUUACAAAUGAGUUGUUACCAUACUUUGACAUGCAGUUACACAAGAAUACAAGUGCUAGUCUGGGCAGUUUAACCGAAUUAAGAGACGAAACAGAACCAUUAAGCUUAUUGCCCACCAUAAACAGUGAUCCAUCCGCAGAUCCUGAGGGAGACUUUAAUCCAAAUGAUAACUCGAAUGAUUUGGUUGAACCAGAAAUCUUAGGAAUACGCCGUAAUGGUGUGUGCAGUGACGGUGAAGAAGAUUAUUUAGAUGCAGAUGAUAUGUACUUUAGGCAAGCCAGCAUACUGAAUAUGUUGCAUCGCAAUUCUAUGCGUAAAAUGACUAAUUUAUCAAUGAGCAGUGACGAAAGCAGCAUUGAAACAAAUGCAUCUGCACCUUUGCAAUAUCAUCAUCAAAUGCAAUCAUCUAUUUCAUCAAACGCCUCUUCGAUAACAACUAAUGCUUCCACUACGGAUAGUACAACACAACAAAAACCAUUUAAUCCAGACAGUGAUGAAGGUUCCAUAUCGAGUGGUUGCGAAACAGCGAGUAUAGCAACAGCAAAUCAAGAUGAUAUUUCCUUACAAUAUCAACAACAAUAUAAACAGUUAAUAUCGCAGCAUUCAGCUCCUGCAGCUUUACAGUAUGUCGAACAAUUGCAAGAGAAUAGUGUUCUCCAUGAAGAACCUAUAACGGUGGAAGAAAUAUACCAAAGGCUAGAAUCACGUUUAAAAGGCCGUAAUAAUAGUGAUGCUACUACGUUCAGUAGUUCAAGUUCUAUUACUCUGAAAUUAGGCAAUUCACCCACUGCAUCAAUGAAUGGUUUAGACAAUUUAAAUGGUGGAUUAAAUCGUACUCGGCGUAUACGACGACAACAGAAACCACAAAAUGAUAAUGACUCUGAUUCUGAAUGUAGUGAUGAAUCCGGUUAUGUUGAAUUUCAGGAAAAGGAAAAAGCUAUCAAAAGAGCUAUUGGAGCUGCAAAUGGUAAUGGUCAAACCAAACCACAGCCUCCACCAAAGCCAAUGCCUCGAAGAUUGCUGAGUGCUACACAAAAACAAACUAUAACUUCUGUUUAAAGUUAGUGUCAAUUAAGACAAUUACUAUUUUAUGCAAAUCCAAGAUGCAUUGGUUUGGAAUUUACCUGAAUUACUUUUGCGUGUUUGAUGAAUAUGUUAUCGAUAUAUUUCGAUAUAUGUGCGUUGAAUAUAUUCCAUGAGACUGUAGGAAAAAAUGAAUGACAUUACAUUGCAAAUUUGGAGGCAACUAUAUAAUACGAGUAUAUAUAAUAUGUAUAUGAAAUAUAAAUGCUAUUGUAAACUUAAUGGUCAGGUUAUAUUGUUCUAUUAUUACAUAUGAAAUUUAAAACUAAUUUAUUUUAAUAAUUAAAAUUUGUACAAAUUCC
Molecule: messenger RNA, 3414 nt
Organism: Teleopsis dalmanni
Lineage: Eukaryota; Metazoa; Arthropoda; Insecta; Diptera; Diopsidae
Exons: 3
Coding region: 155-3088 (977 amino acids)
Source: RefSeq, a predicted model, not a curated record